AUGGCGUUUUACGCUCUCCCCGCCCUCCACCAAGGCGAUGUCACCCAGAUCGUGGUGGUGAUGGUCGGCUUGCCGGCCAGAGGGAAGAGCCUGAUAGCAGGCAAAGUCAAACGAUAUCUGCGGUGGACCUCAGUCAACGCUGAGGUGUUCAACGUUGGCAAGUACCGACGAACAGACAACCCUCACCCGGACGCCAAGUUCUUUGACGUCAACAACCCCGAGGGCGAGAAGGCUCGAAAGGCGGCAGCGGAGGCGGCCGUCGCCGACAUGUUGAAUUGGUUCAAGAACAAAGAGAACAAAGUCGCCAUUCUCGAUGCCACCAAUUCCACCAAAUCCCGGCGCAAGUGGAUCCAUGACAAGAUCAGCGAGGCCAACCUCCUUCACCUGUUCGUCGAGAGCAAAUGUGACGACGAGGACCUCAUCAUGGCCAACAUCCUGGAAGUCAAGACCACGUCGCCAGACUACAUCGGCCAGGACCCCGAAGAGGCUGCCAAGGACUUCCGAGACCGCAUUCGCAACUACGAGAAGGUCUACCAAACCAUCGACGAGUCGGAGAGAAACUUGACCUACGUGAAGAUCAUCAACAUCGGCGCCCGAGUCGUCAUAAACCUCAUCCAAGACUACCUGCAAUCACGCCUGGUGUACUAUCUUACGAACCUCCACAUCAAGCCCCGAAGCAUCUGGCUGUCACGACACGGUGAAUCAAUGUACAACCUAGACGGGAAGAUUGGUGGUGACGCAGACCUGUCAGAACGCGGCCAACAAUACGCCAAACUGCUACCAGCGCUGGUCAAACAGUCAGGCUUGCCGAAAGACGCUCCGCUCACGAUAUGGACCUCCACCCUCAAACGCACCGGUCAGACAGCGCGAUAUUUGCAGGAAGAACUCGGCUGGGAGAAGUUACAAUGGAAGGCUCUCGACGAGCUCGACAGCGGCGUCUGCGACGGCAUGACUUACCAAGAGAUCGCCGACAAGUACCCCGAGGACUUCCAAGCCCGAGACGACGACAAGUACAACUAUCGGUACCGAGGCGGCGAAUCGUACAGAGACGUCGUCAUCCGUCUGGAACCGAUCAUCAUGGAACUGGAACGUAGCGAGAAUGUCAUGAUAAUCACCCACCAAGCCAUCGUCCGCUGCAUAUUCGCAUACUUCAUGGAGAUCCCUCAAGAAAAGUCCCCCUGGAUGGAAGUGCCACUACACACGCUCAUGAAACUCACGCCAAAGGCAUACGGCACAGAAGUGGAAAAGUUCAAGGCAGAUAUCCCCGCCGUGUCGACAUGGCGGCCCAAGGGCUCCACGGCAAAACAUCAUGAUAGUGUCAGUGAAGGGAUGCCGGAGGUUGUCGUCGGCGAAGCCGAGGGGACAAGCACUAAGCUCAAGGAGGACUCGGUACCCAAGAUCGUCAUGACCGGAUUGCCGAUGCCAUAA
This is a messenger RNA of Cladophialophora yegresii CBS 114405, 1428 nucleotides long. RefSeq lists its product as uncharacterized. Gene Ontology annotation, molecular function: fructose-2,6-bisphosphate 2-phosphatase activity; 6-phosphofructo-2-kinase activity; ATP binding. The record is from RefSeq and is a predicted model, not a curated record. Bases 1 to 1428 code for a protein of 475 amino acids. Gene Ontology annotation, biological process: fructose 2,6-bisphosphate metabolic process; fructose metabolic process. Lineage: Eukaryota; Fungi; Ascomycota; Eurotiomycetes; Chaetothyriales; Herpotrichiellaceae. Gene Ontology annotation, cellular component: cytosol. The transcript is spliced from 5 exons.